Monopterus albus (swamp eel) is the source of this 1978-nucleotide messenger RNA. RefSeq names its product unc-119 lipid binding chaperone a1 (gene unc119a1). Gene Ontology annotation, biological process: mitotic cytokinesis; negative regulation of clathrin-dependent endocytosis; visual perception. Lineage: Eukaryota; Metazoa; Chordata; Actinopteri; Synbranchiformes; Synbranchidae. The record is from RefSeq and is a predicted model, not a curated record. Gene Ontology annotation, molecular function: lipid binding. Gene Ontology annotation, cellular component: spindle midzone; centrosome; spindle pole. The transcript is spliced from 5 exons. Bases 591 to 1208 code for a protein of 205 amino acids.
UACAAAGAUGAAAACAUUUCACUGCAGCUGAAGGACUUGGGAAGCUAUGUACCUAUACUAUAAGCACUGUGUAUGCAACCUCUAGAGAGAGACAAUCGUUCAGGGUGAUCGCAGUGGAAACAGGCUACCUACAUAAAACAUGAUUUCAAGAGGUUAUCUCUGUUACCAACGAGCUUCUACUGCACCAACAGUAGCAGCUCAUCUCUGUAACAAGUAUCAGGUAAUGAGUAGCAGCUCUUCAGGCCAGCCGUGCACGCACUGUGACGAGGCGCGCAGGCUGUCAGCCACGCACCACUGCUCGGUUUAAAGCCAGCGGAUUUGGGAUUAAAUAUCUUGGGAGAGAGCCGAUGAGCCUCGAGUGAGGGGGAGCUGAUUUUUAUCUUAUAGCGAGCGAGAAGGGGGAGGAGGCGCGGAGAAUGAGUUGUUCUUGUGUGUGCGCAAAGCCUGUUUGCUGCUAGGUUUAGUAGCCCAAGCGUAGUGAAAGGCUCCGACCCAAGUAGAUCGGCUCCUGCGGUGGUAACGACACCGAGCCCUUCAGAAAGACCCAGUUCCUGUCAGGUUGCACAGCGAACAGCCCUCCUCUGUUGGACAUGAAAGUGCAGCAAGGCUGCAACUCAUCAGACAUGGGGAUACCGGUUACAACCGAAGAAGAAUUACGCAGAAAUACUGUAAUAACGCCCGAGGACGUGCUUGGGUUGCAGAAGAUCACCAAGAACUAUCUUUGUUCUCCAGAAGAAAAUGUCCACAUGAUCGACUUCACCAGGUUUAAGAUCCGUGACAUGGAAACAGGGACAGUGCUGUUCGAGAUUACUAAACCUCCAACGCCAGUGGGAGGUAAAAAGCACUGUGAGCCCAACGCUGGCCGUUUUGUCCGAUACCAGUUCACCCCAGCCUUUCUGCAGCUGCGGCAGGUUGGAGCCACAGUGGAGUUCACAGUGGGAGACACCCCCAUCAACAACUUCCGUAUGAUUGAGAGACACUACUUCCGUGACCAGCUGCUCAAGAGUUUUGAUUUUGAGUUUGGCUUCUGCAUGCCCAGCAGCAAGAACACAUGCGAGCACAUCUACGAGUUCCCCGCACUGUCCGAGGAGCUCAUGCGUGAGAUGAUCCUGCACCCUUACGAGACGCAGUCUGACAGCUUCUACUUUGUGGACAACAAACUGGUGAUGCACAACAAGGCAGAUUAUUCCUACAGUGGGGGGUCAUAGGAGGACCUCCACCCUUUACUCCUCCCCGUUUUAGAUGUUACCCAUGAUCCAGGUAUCACUUCAGGGCCAGAAACAGAUGAACUGAUGGACAAAUCACUGGCAUUAAACUCUGGUUUCUCUAAUGUCAGCUGCGUGACCAGUAGAUUUCUCCCUUUGUAGGAAGUCUGCCAGCUUUAUCGUCAGAUUGUAUCAGUGUGUGGGCAGCAAACACAUGCAGUGUCUGUACAUAUUGUUGAUUUCAGUCUGUAUACGUGGGCUCCACUUGGUCAUCAGGAAUUAAUUUAGGCUACAGUACAUUUCGUGUGUUUUUAUAGCCGUUAAUAAGACAAAAAGAAGACUGAGUCUUGUUUGUCCUGAAACACACCAUGAGGCAAAGACAAAAUGACGUAGCCCCAGAAAGAUUUAACAAUAAUUAUUCCACGCAAAUAUGUAUAUAUUUACAUAUAUAGUUUGUAUAGGAAUCUCAUGACAUUUUUACUCCUUAGGUUUCUUCAGUUUGUAGUAGCAAACAUCUGAAUGAUUCAGUCUGUGAUGUGUGAUUGUUUAUUUGAAUGAAAGAGAUGUGUAUUUUGUCUGUGAAUGUGUUUAAUUUUUAAAUAAAUAGCCAUUUUGAAGUGUCAGAAAACACACAUUAGUCAGAAAUCAGAUUCCAAUUCUGAUAUCCAGUGCUUUGUCUGUAAUACUGGACGCUGUGUUACGAUAAAAGUUUUAAAGGUAACAUUUAAGAGUAUGUAAAGUGUUCACAACUGAAAUUCCAUCAUGGCAAUAAA